AUGAGUAAAAAUGAUUCCGACGACUACAAUGAUUUCGAUUCUUCUGAUGAGGAAGAAAGAUUGAAUGUCUUAAUCACGUCUAAGAAAAAUAAAUUAAGCAGACAUGACCCAUUCAACAGGGUAGAGAGUGAUGAGGAAAGUGAUAUUCCAUAUCAAAAUGAUGAAGAGGAGGAAGAAAAAGAUCUAAAACAAAAAGGGAUAGAAAAUGAGUUAGAACAGAAUAAAAGAAAAGAAUUAGAUGUUGACGAAUCUGUUCCUAGAGACAACAACGAGGACAAUAAUUCAGAAGAAGAAAAUAAAGAUAAAAACAUAGAAAUAGAAGAGCAAAAUGAUAAAACUGCAAAACUUAAAAAAAGAUUACAAUUUGUCAACGCUUUAAAGAAAACACAUCAUAAAACAGGUGUUGUAUAUUUAUCUAGCAUACCACCAUAUAUGAAACCUGCAAAGAUGAGACAAAUUUUAUCGAGGUUCGGUGAAGUUGACCGUCUUUUCUUGAAAAGAGAAGAUGAAGCAAAACAUAGACAAAGAGUGAAAAGUGGCGGGAACAAAAAAAUCAAAUAUGAAGAAGGUUGGGCUGAAUUUAUCAGGAAAAGAGACGCAAAAUUGUGUGCUUCUACAUUAAAUGGUAAUAUUAUAGGUGGGAAAAAGGGUAAUUUUUACCAUGAUGAUAUUUUAAAUGUUAAAUACUUACCUGGUUUCAAAUGGGCCGAUUUAACUGAACAAAUUGCUAGAGAAAAUGAUAUUAGACAAUCAAAAUUAGAACUAGAAAUGUCUCAGGCCAAUAGAUUGAAUGCAGAAUAUAUAAGAAAUGUUGAAAAGAGUAAAAUGUUGCAAAACAUUGAAAAAUCUAAGAAAAGAAAAUUGGAUAAUAAUAAUGGUAAUAAAAUUAACAGUAAAGAUGACAACGGUGUAGAAAAAUCAGAUUCCAAAGAAGUCGAAAUUGAAAACAAAUAUAGAAAGUUUAAGCAGAGACGUGUUAAUACUAAUAGAGCUGACGCCCCUUCCAAUAUAAAACAAAACGAUUCAUCCAAGACAUUAAACAGUGUCUUAAACAGUCUAUUGUAA
Molecule: messenger RNA, 1065 nt
Organism: Arxiozyma heterogenica
Lineage: Eukaryota; Fungi; Ascomycota; Saccharomycetes; Saccharomycetales; Saccharomycetaceae
Gene: ESF2
Product: RNA-binding ATPase activator ESF2
Exons: 1
Coding region: 1-1065 (354 amino acids)
Biological process (GO): endonucleolytic cleavage in 5'-ETS of tricistronic rRNA transcript (SSU-rRNA, 5.8S rRNA, LSU-rRNA); endonucleolytic cleavage in ITS1 to separate SSU-rRNA from 5.8S rRNA and LSU-rRNA from tricistronic rRNA transcript (SSU-rRNA, 5.8S rRNA, LSU-rRNA); endonucleolytic cleavage to generate mature 5'-end of SSU-rRNA from (SSU-rRNA, 5.8S rRNA, LSU-rRNA)
Cellular component (GO): nucleolus
Molecular function (GO): RNA binding
Source: RefSeq, a predicted model, not a curated record